This is a messenger RNA of Seminavis robusta, 573 nucleotides long. Lineage: Eukaryota; Bacillariophyta; Bacillariophyceae; Naviculales; Naviculaceae. The record is from the annotation of a GenBank genome assembly.
AUGAAGUUUUCCUCAAUCAUUGCUGGAUUUGCUACGCUCGUAUCAGUGGCUCAGGCUUCCGUCAUUCAAGAACAAGAACCCAACAACGACAUCAACACUGCGCAGAUAAUCCCUGUCGGUGCCUUCACUCUUGGGUUCAAUCCUAUUAUUGCAAACUCUGCUACACUUCCGUGGGUAACCAUCGAGGGUACUGGAGAUGAUACUCAUGACUAUUACUCAUUUGUGGUCCCCACUGCAGGAAUGAUUGCUUCUGUUUUUGAUGUGGACAAUACAAACAAUUUUGAUUCAUGGCUCACUCUGUAUAACUCAAAUGGCAGAAUCAUUCGAAUCAAUAAUAAUGGCAGUCCAGGUGAUCCUGGCUCAAAUACGGCCCAUGACUCCUACUUGACCUACACCUUCACUGCUCCUGGCACAUACACCAUUGCUGUGAGUAGAUGUUGUGGUCCUCCCUUCCAUACCCGGUCAAAUUAUGUCCCAAGUGGUGCCACAUACAAGUUGCACAUUUCCCUGGGUUAUACGGAAGCACAGCUUCGAGCUGCUUAUGGCAUGGGAGACCCACACUUCAAGGUAUGA